UAAAAGGCGUAACGACCCGAAUACGCCGUAUUCGCAAUCACCCGGACAUAAAUAUAAUAAUAAUACUGAGAGGAAUGAAUAUGUUGGAAUAACCAUAAGCGAUGAUUUCUCGCAGAAGCAAUUACCUUCCAUGCCGGUAAUGGUAACAUCAUCUUCGCCUUCACGUUCACACCACCAGCCACAGAAUCCUCAUCGUCAGGAUUUCCUCGAUGGACACAAUAGGAGGCGUUCAAUCAACUAUAUCCAAAGCUCAUCAGGACAUUAUCCGGUUGUUCCUUCCUCUCAAAAUCAAAAUUCUUCGCAGCAUCAACGCUCUUUGUCUGGAACACAUCAGCAAUCACAUCAACAUUUACCUUCAUCUCAUUUACUACAACAAUCACAUAAACAACCGUCGCUUCCACCAUCAAUAACAACUAUUCGGCAACAUCAACGUCCUAUGCAUAAUAACGCGAAUCAACAGCAGCCACACCCGACAAUACAAUGUCAACUUGCACCUAUACAGAGCACCUAUCAAACUGCAUAUUCUAAUUCUCAAUCGCCUUCUCCUAAUCCUUUUCCCAAUAUUCCAAAUUCCAAUAUUUCCACUCAUAACAAACCUUCACAAUCUUCCUCGCUCACAACGCGCGACAAUGUUUCAAAACCAGAGUUUGGCGGAACCGUUUUUCAACGAAUCCGGUCAAAAUCGGACUUAAGACCUCAACCUGCAUCCCGCCGAAAAGACUCCGCUAAAGGAUCAGUCAGUCCGCUAAAAGCGUUGACCGUGUACCUUACGUCAACAUAUCAUAAUAUUAAUCCCAAUUUUCGAUACGAACUGUCACAUAACCCUCGUCGUGUUUUGACGAAGCCUUCAAAAGGUGUGAAAAAUGAUGGUUAUGACAACGAGGACAACGAUUAUAUUCUUUAUGUUAACGACAUAUUAGGAAGCGAGGAAGGGCAAAAAUACCUCAUACUAGAUAUUUUGGGACAAGGAACAUUUGGUCAAGUCGUAAAAUGUCAAAACUUGAAGACGAAAGAAAUGGUGGCUGUAAAAGUUGUUAAAAACAAGCCCGCUUAUUUUAACCAAAGCAUGAUGGAGGUGACGAUACUGGAGCUGCUAAACAAUACAUGGGAUAAACAUGAUCAACAUCAUAUUUUAAGACUUUUAGACACCUUUAUUCACCGUCGACACCUUUGUUUAGUGUUUGAGCUCCUGUCUGUUAAUCUUUACGAAUUGAUAAAACAAAAUCAAUUUCGUGGACUUAGUACUAAUCUCGUUAGGGUUUUUACUGCUCAAUUGCUGGACGCAUUAACAGUUUUGAAUGAAGCACGUAUAAUUCACUGUGACUUGAAACCCGAAAAUGUAUUGUUGAAAAAUUUGGAAUCUCCCACGAUUAAAGUUAUUGAUUUUGGGUCUGCCUGUCACGAGCGUCAGACAGUCUAUACAUAUAUCCAAUCACGGUUUUAUCGAAGUCCCGAAGUAUUGUUAGGAUUGCCGUAUUCGUCCUCUAUCGACAUGUGGUCACUCGGUUGUAUUGCAGCCGAAUUAUUUCUUGGACUGCCAUUAUUCCCCGGAAGUUCGGAAUAUAAUCAGGUCUCCCGGAUUGUAGAAAUGCUUGGUGUUCCUCCACCUUACAUGAUUGAAGUUGGAAAAACUGAACACGAAUAUUUUGAUCGUUAUAUUAAUGAGCACGGACAAAAAAAAUAUCGUCUGAAAACAAUGGAACAAUACAUGAAGGAUAAUAAUUGCGUGGAACAACCUUCCAAAAGAUAUUUCUCCGCCACAACCCUUCCGGAAAUUAUUAAAUCAUACCCUAUUAUGCGGAAAGGUGUAACUCAAAAAGAUAUUGAGAAAGAAAUGCAAAGUCGGUUGGCCUUCAUCGAUUUCAUACAAGGAUUAUUGAAUCUUAACCCAAUUGAACGGUGGUCGCCACAACAGGCGAAAUUACACCCAUUCAUAACAGGUGAAAAGUUCAAUGGCAAAUUUGUUCCUCCAAUGCAACUCAAAUCGCCCAGUAAAGUUAGUGUAUCCUCCGUUCCAACUCUCAAUUCAUCAUCUACCACUUCACAAUCAUCAACUUCCAAUCUGUCCUCAAUGCCCUCACCUUCACAAUAUAAGACUAAAGCAACUACUUCGCCAAAACUUCAGCACAAAAAUGUAAUAACAUCUCAUGAAAUGCCCUCUGUGACAGUGACAUCCCAUGUCACUAAUUCCAAGGGACCAAUAACUUCUCAAAGGCCACAAAUUCAACAAACUUUAGGUAAAUCGUCUACUCUAACACCGAAAUCAAGUAGUGGAUCUUUAAGACCUCGCGCUAGCACGAUCGGGAAUAUUCAGGUUCCACCGCAGAUUCAGAGAGCAGCAGCACUUGUAACUCCAGGUAGUGUCGGAGCGUCGCCGGGAGAAUAUUCCAGACUUCCUAGGGAAAAAGAUCUCAGAAGAUUGCCACAACACUAUCCACAUUUACAAUUAUUGAAAGGACAAGACCAAAUGCAUGAUGUUCACCAAUUCUCAGUUGUAGUUGAGGGAGACGAUAGACGCGCACCCGGACCAUCUUCAAACCUUAACGCACCUACAAAUGAGGCAGUGGACAUUCGCAUAGAGGAAGAUUGGAACGCCAAAGGAGAGAAACAUCAAAAAGAGGAAGGAUCGCCUAAAGAUGAUCGACAAAAGAAUGGAAUGACCGACGAAAUAUGUUUAUCCAAUAAUGAUCCUGCAAAUAAUGGCUCAAUAAACAAUAACUCUAAUGAAAAAAGAUUAAAGGUUAGAACAAAAAUGCCAGGAAGUAUGCCCAAUGGUGUUGUAAAAAGUCAAAACAACCACCAUCACAACAAUUCUUGGCAAUCAUCAUCCAAGUCACAAAGAUCGGUUUUACCGCAACAUCACUAUCAGCAACCUGGACUUCGUCAUCCAUCGCCAUUAUCCACAGUCUCUGUUAGUGUGGUGUCCCCCACGGUGAAUCAAACGUCGACUCGAGCUCCGACUUAUCGUUCCUCACCUUCAUACAAUCCACCCUCGUCCUCAUUCCGAACACCAAGCACAUCUCCCUAUGCUAAUCAGACACAAGGAUCCCAUCAGCUUGUUUUACCUCCACCUGUGACUCAACAAGCACCAUCGAUAACGACACCUGGUUCUUACUACCAAAAUCUAGUACCACAAAGCUAUGAACAAUACCACCAUAACACGAGAACGCUUAGACAACCCUUUUAUCAUCGAAUCUCACCCUCCACUUCUCCUUCAUAUCCACCGAGUUCACCAUCUAAUCACGACCUUCCUCCUUCACCAACUCUUAUUCAACAUUUACCAUCACAAUCCUCAUUUUUCCAGCCACAGCCAAUUAUGAAUAAUCUUCACUCUUCUCCCAAAAUAGGGCCGCAUGCAACGUCACAGCAAUCAUCCUUUCAAUCCAUUACGAAUACAACAGUAAAUAGUGAUGCUCUUCCUCACCUUAAUAAUGAUCAUGAUACUAAAUACAAUAAUCGGAGAGAAAUAAAUGCUAUGCCUUAUCAAAUGGCAUGA
Messenger RNA from Acaulospora morrowiae, 3496 nucleotides. NCBI's taxonomy places the organism in Eukaryota, Fungi, Glomeromycota, Glomeromycetes, Diversisporales, Acaulosporaceae. The record is from the annotation of a GenBank genome assembly.